This is a messenger RNA of Blumeria graminis f. sp. triticale, 1440 nucleotides long. NCBI's taxonomy places the organism in Eukaryota, Fungi, Ascomycota, Leotiomycetes, Helotiales, Erysiphaceae. The record is from the annotation of a GenBank genome assembly.
AUGGUGCUCUCCAGCCGAAAUGUCCAUGAAGCCGGCAUACCAAUUUAUGAUAAUCAAAUAUGCGUAGUUAUGGUUGGUCUACCAGCGAGGGGAAAGUCCUUGAUUGCUCAAAAAGCCUGUAGAUAUCUCAGGUGGCUCUCGGUUGAUGCCAAGGUCUUCAAUGUCGGGUGCUACCGUCGCAAGCAGGCGGCAAAACCUCCAGCUUCCUUUUUUGAUGUCAACAAUCCUGAAGGCGAACGUAUGCGCCGUGCUGCCGCCGAGGAGGCCAUGAAGGAAAUGCUGCUUUGGUUUCAGGGAGGUGGAACAAUCGCCUUUUUCGACGCUACAAAUAGCUCCAAGUCGCGCAGGCAAUGGAUUAAGAACGAGUGUGAUGCCAAUGGAAUCGAGACUCUAUACGUAGAGAGUAAGUGCGAUGAUGAGGAACUUAUCAUGAGUAAUAUUCUCGAAGUAAAAACGACCUCGCCUGAUUAUGAUGGUCAAGACCCAGAGGAAGCGGCAAGAGAUUUUCGUGAUCGAAUUUCCAACUAUGAGAAGGUCUACGAAACAAUCGGGGAAAGUGAAAACCAUCUAACAUACGUCAAAAUUUUGAAUGUGGGCAGGCAAGUAAUCAUUAACCUAAUCCAAGAUUACUUGCAGAGUAGGGUGGUAUACUUCAUGAUGAACCUACACAUCAAGCGCAGGUCAAUUUGGCUAUCGCGCCACGGAGAAUCCCAGUGGAAUGUUCUAGGAAAGAUAGGUGGAGACGCAGAAUUAUCAGCCCGUGGCGAAGAGUACGCUCGUUUACUCCCAACGCUAGUCGAUAAAUCAUUACAGGGAGAAGAACAUCCUCUAACUAUCUGGACAUCAACUCUCAAGCGUACUAUAGCAACUGCUCGACAUCUUCCGGUAGCCUACAACCAGCUUCAGUGGAAAGCCCUCGAUGAGCUCGAUUCAGGCGUAUGCGAUAAUAUGACCUAUGCCGAAAUCAAGGAAGAGUUUCCCGAAGACUUUGAAGCUCGAGAUCAUGACAAGUACAACUACCGUUAUAGAGGUGGAGAAUCGUAUCGGGAUAUUGUGACUCGAUUAGAGCCAAUUAUUAUGGAGCUCGAGCGUUCGGAGAACAUUCUCAUUGUAACUCAUCAAGCCAUCCUUCGCUGCAUCUAUGCCUACUUUAUGAACAAGGACCAUGUCAAAUCUCCUUGGAUGAACGUCCCGCUGCAUACACUUAUAAAGCUCACUCCAAACGCCUACGGUUGUGAGGUGGAGUUAUUUAAGACUGAUAUCGCCGCUGUGUCUACAUGGAGGGGUAAAGGCAGUGUUGCUAAGCACGAAGAUCCUACCGAGGGCACAGUCACAAUGGGUGUUCAUGCUGAAGUCGAAGCUGAUGCCGCGACCGAACCCAAGCCCCCAACCAAAAAUCUAGCAAAUAUUAGCCUGGAUGAUAUUAAAGAGGAACAAUAG